This is a messenger RNA of Porites lobata, 3307 nucleotides long. Lineage: Eukaryota; Metazoa; Cnidaria; Anthozoa; Scleractinia; Poritidae. The record is from the annotation of a GenBank genome assembly.
AUGUACGAGACGAACCCGGAGAAUGUGUAUAUAACCAUACUGUAUGGCGUUAACAACACAAUUUCACUGGAGGACAUCAAAGAGAAGAACUUUACCGUUACGAUUCUUACUCGUUACAAUGUGACCGUCUUAAGAGACACUGACUGUACACAAGUGGAAAAACAAAUCAAUGGAACUAUGAUUCAGAUGUACGAAAUUCAUCCUUAUUUCAUUUCUGAACUAAUCGUACUAAUAAUUAUUUCCGUGAUAAUUUUGUUAGUGCUAUUCUGUCUGAUCUGUGUGUGGUAUUUAGAUGGCUGUAGUAGAUAGCUGUCAUACUGUAUUCUGAACACUUCGUAAGUAAUUUAAAAAACAUACAUCUAGGCUUUGUAUGUUAUUUUGACUUGGCUUAAAACUACAAAUGUAGUUUUCAUAGGUCAUUUCCACGAUGGCGACAUUUUACUGUUAACAACGCUAUUAGACUUCGCGCAUAGUAUAUAUAUUAAAGCGUGUGUUAAUUAUUCACAGAUGUCAGUUUGACUAACUUUAGUUGGAGUCGCAUCGCCGUUUCGGGAGCGCGUCUGUCCCAACGAGGUCGAAUGCCCAAGCCAUGGUCCAAGAGAUGUCUCUUUAUCUUCUCCAAGCUCUGCUCGGCCACUCAUUUGCUCAUUAACCUCGUCGACAUCACAAGCUGUUUUGCAAGCUUAGUGGCAGCCGAGGAUGACAAACUCGAUCGAACUACGAAAAUUUCACGGUGUCUGAUAAAUUAUACUCGACAAGAAAACUCUCAGGUAUUUUCAGUUUUCGAUGUUGAAUUUGGUCUAAGUAGCCUAUGGUUUGAUAGUGUUUUUGCUGGUUGGUAUAAUUCUAAUUUAGUUGCUUUGGACCAUUGUUAGGAAACCAGGGGUGUGAUGGCCGGCGAAAGAGAAAUUAUCAUCGUUAGUCGACAAACUCCUUCAGACUAUAGCACAACAACAAAAAUCGUACAUAGAAAAUCCGAAAGUCCCAGCGGACGUCAUACUUGUUUCAACGGACGUAACGAGCCCUCUAUCCCUACACAACUACUAGAACAAUACCCUAAACGGUUCUCAGUGUGUUAGGAACCUGGCUUUAUGAGGUAACCAGACUUCUAAACCAGUAACCAAUAGAAUAGUAUAGUAUAGAACUACAGUACUCUACUGUCAUCUGGGUGAAAAACUGUCGCCCAAAAAAAGGCAUUAAACAGUGCCUAAGAGGUCUGAAAUGCAGUCAGAAUACAAAGAAAAACACUUAGACGUUAAAGGUGAGCUUCAAAGCGAUAUUCAAUGUACAUUUUGCUAAUUUAGUGAGCAAAGAAUAUUUCUCCAUACAACGUCUUAUAAUUUUCUUGCUGUAUAAAUAAUUAAUUAGCUUGAUAGUAGUGUUGUUUUCGGGUUCUUGGCAUCCUAAGAGGCCUGAAACGCAGUCAACACACAAAUAAAUGUAACAGAAUACUGAAAGGAAAAAUUUAAUGUACGUUUCGCUCAAUUAUAGAGAAAUAGGAUAAUUUUCAUACAACGUCUUAUAACUGUUGUCGUGUGAAUAAUUAAUUAGCUAAGUGGGAUAAUGUUGUUCAGGGCUCUCAUACUAAGCUUGGGCUACCUGUGCUUCGAGCGCUCCCCUCCCCUCCCAACCCGGGCUGACCCCCAGGCAUUAGCAUUUUUUUUGCCUUGAAUGGCAAAUUCCCGGGGGUGGGGACUCUUGAGUGUCAAAUCCCCCGGGGAGGGGACGCAAAAAGAGGGGAAAUGCCCCGUCCACCGUCAACACUGCUACAUUUUUCAUUGACCACACAGUCGAGUAGUGACAUUUAAGCAUUUUAAUGUGCGAUUUUUUGUUUCACUUAACUUCUUCCUUCGUAGUAGUGCUAUUCUGAUUAAGACUUACGUAAGUGAUCAUCAAAGCCUUCAAUGGAAUGUGUGUGCUCAAGUCACUUUUUCAGUAAUUUGGUCGAGUUUGUUGAUUUAAGUAACUUGAGGAGCGCUACUGCAUGUGGGCUGUUUUAUAAGUUUUUCCGAAUAAAUAACAUAGAGGUAAUUGAAAAAAUAUUCGUUUGUCCGGUGCCGAAAAUAUCACAAGUCAAGAUGAAAAGGCGCCGGCGAGCUUCACAUCUCGGUAGAGUUACUCUGAGUGGCACAACGGUCGCCAAGCUACUACACCACUCGGUAAAUUUACUUUGUGGCAGUACGGCCACCGAGCUACUAUUUACACACUAAAGCAAUAAAUGACAUGAAGCAAUUUGCAAGGUGCUGCUUCUUCUCGUUCCCAGAGCUCGUCGUUUCUUGGUCACGUGGUCUUGGUUCGUUACAAAUUAAGCAGAGUGGCUCUGGGGACGAGUGUUUGCCUUUGCCAGUUUGCCAGUUUGAGUUUGAUGGUCCCACUCAUUUCAACACAAGUUGCUUGGCUCAUCGUCACGUUAAAACCAUAUGACAUCACACACCUUUUCUUUCGCUUCAAAAUAAUGUGUGCGUUAACGUACGUAGCAAAAAAAGAAUCAGUGGAAAUCAACCUUAAAUUGAUCCUUACUUAAAAAGAAAAAGUUGUCGACAAUAUUUCUCGACAAUUUAUUUUCUAUUCUCUUGCUUUUUACGAGAAUAGGUUUUAAGUUCCGCAACUGGAAAAUUACUGCUCUUUUGUGGUUACUACCGAUGGUAGAACAAACAAGCGUGUUGAUGUCACCGCGUGGUUUAUAAACAAAGGAGAAAGUGUGUGAAAUACCGGAAGAGAAGGAAGUAGUGCAAGGGGUUUUUUUGUUUUGUAAAUUUACGUAUAAGUACGUGAAAUAUUUUCCUUAUCCGCUGUCUAUAAUUUGCAUAUUUUUGUAAUUCGUGAUCAGUUUAUUUUGCUAGUGCGUAUUAGAAUUAGGUCGAAACUUUCAUCAAGGUACCACAGCAUGAAGACUUUGACAGUUGUCCUCGUAAUUUUGGUUUUUGCUGUUCUGUUGCUAUAUGAUGUUAGAGGUGUUCAUGGCUCGGACAAGUGUUCGGCAACUUCAGAGUCUUUAAAGUUCAAAAUUUCCAAAACUAUGCCAAUAAAACCAGUGAAAUUCUGUACUCCAGUAAUCAAAUCUCAAACGAUACGUAGAUCACGAACCAAACUAUUUACAAGAGUUGCGUCUGGUUAUCUCGUAAUGAGAUAUGCCCUGAAUAAAGCUCCAGUUUACCGUGAAGGAUUUCCAGUCUAUGAAAAAUACGUGUCCAUUCCUGGGGAGCGAGCCGUAAGAAUUUCGUCCGAAAGAGUGAGUUUACUAGACGCGAAUGGAAACUUAUGUCUGGGUUACUCCUCAGUACCUCGAACCCUGAAACGGACUUGA